GAAUCUUGUCCCUUUGGCAGUUGCGAGCCAGUUCUUGAAGGAACAAGUCUGGGGACUAAAACCGGUUCUUUUCAAACGGUGUGGAUGAGGUUUCUUUAGCAGCAAUCAAGCAAAACUAGCCCAAGGAGCCAGUUCAAGAAGUGAAGAAUUUCCUUUGAGAGGUGGUGGCAAAAAAGGAAGUUCAAGAUCAAUCAAUCGGAUGUGUGGAAGAAGGUGUGUGUUUUGUUUGGUUGUGGGAAAACUGCUGUGAAGAAAUGUGGAAAACCUGUUUGCCAAACCGAUUGACCUGUGUGUAGUUUUGGUGGUGGGAAGACAAGUGUGAUCAAAGAGUUUUUCUUCAGCUGACCAUGGAAUGUAACCUUAGAAAAUUAUGUGUUAGCCAAAGGUGAAGAAAGAACAAGAAGAUGCCUGAUGGAAAAAUGAAUGCUGCAGAACCAAAUAAUUGAAACCGGAAAAUUCAACAAUGGAUGCUAGCAACUGAGCAUUCGGCUGGUUUGAUUGAAACGAUGGCUUUGGCGGAUGGUUUUAGACUGCCUAGGACCUAGUAGAGUUCACAGUAGUGGGUGGAUGAGAUAGUGGGAUCGCUCAUCCAUCGAUGGAAUCUGCUGCUAGUGCCAUUUGGUUGCUGGUGUUGGUGAGAGAAAACUUGGUGCAAAAUUCUCCCUCUCGCGCGAACCAGAUGGACGUUGGUGCGUGUCAACCAAACUGACUGCGAACUUGACUCCUGCCUUCAUCGGGACCGAUGCGUCUUGCUCUAGUCCUCAUCCCUUGCUUCCUAGCCGGGUCCUGCCGGAUGGUCCAACGCAAUCAGUAAACACAUUCUCCGAACGCGGGGUGGGAGUAUAGAUCCUUAUGUACAACUGCUACUGCUGCUCACGAACUUCGAGCGAGAGUGUGAGGACGACCAAGGAGGAAGACCAAGAAAUGUGACCGGCAGCGGGAAGGAACAUUUGCUGGGAGGAUGUGAACUUUGGGCUGCUAAGGAACAGGAAGAUGCGAACUUUGUAGAGGUUCAAAUGGUCGUCGUUCGCCUAAGACGUUGGUCGGGUUCAGUGAAGAAUUCUCAAGACGCAGAAAUACGGGUUUUGUGCGUGAAUUUACCCAAAUCGGUGGGAUGGGUGACUGAAGUGAAUAUCGUGAAACUAGUGAACCGGCAAACAUCGAAAAAUGUGAAAAAUGGAUUAAUUAACGUCAAAAUUGUUACUCAAGUUUUAAAGUGAUCAAACUCCAGUUCAUAAUAAUCCGAUAUCUGUAAAAAAUAUUAUAAGUGUAAAGUAUCUUUAACUAGCAAUGUACGAAUAACAAAUAAUCAAAAAUUUCAACCUCUUGGGGAAUCAACUAACCAAUCGAAAAAGGGUGCAAUAAAGAAAAUUUCCGUUCAAAAAUCAAAUAUUAAAUACCAGUUUAGCUCAGAAAAACGGCAUAGAAAGAAAAUUUCUCAAAGGAGCUCGCUAACCAAUACAAGCGCAAAAAAUCUUUCGCAAGAAAGCGGAAUUAGUGAAAAACAAGAACUACAUAGUAUCCAUAUACGCCGUAUGAACAACCAACACACCUUCAGCAGCAUCCGUCGUCUUAAGAAUAAGAAAAGCGACUCUUACGCACAUCAGCGCGUGACUAGUUGGGGGAUAUCCUCCGUUGGGUGGGAAAGCCGGGAAAAAUCUACUCGUCUCCCCGGCUUCUACCUGCGGCGGACCACGACGACGACAGUUUUGCCCAUCUCGGACCAGCUAUAAUCGAUAACGAAGAAAGUGUUGUGUUUUCGGCUGGUCAUCAUCUACACAGGGAGGCUUCAUCAAAAUGAAAGAAAGUUCCCCCAACGCCGCAGCCGAUAUGUUCGACGCGACCGACUUCAACCCGGACAUGAUGCUGUCCAAUGUGUUCCUGGAUGCGGUUGGGUUGGAUUUCAUGACCAGCAUCGAAGAGCUCGGCGAGAACAUGCUGGUGCAGGAUUUCCUGCACUUCGGCAACUCGCUGCUGUUCUAUCCGGAUACGGUGGAUGGCGGUCAUGCCGGAUCAACGUCACAGCAACAGCAACUGCCACAGGUUUGUGGCAGUAUUCCGCAGCAGCAGCAGCAGCAGUCUCAGCAGUUGCAGCCGACUUUGUCGCUGCAACAGUCCCAGUUGCAGCUUCAGCAGCAGCAACUGCUGCAAGUGCAUCAACCGCCAAUACCGGAACUUCAGCAGCAGCCCAAAUGUUUGAUUGAUCAGAAGUCCAUGGACGAUGGCCACCGGUAUGAUCCGGCUACGAUUUCGGUGAAGACCACGACGACGACGACGACAGUGAGUGGCAGCGAUUAUGUAAAACAGACGGAUAUGUCCCAUCAGGUGGUGGUCGCACUCGGUUCGGAACCACCCAAAGCCAUCAUCCCCCAGAUCGGGCAACAGCAACAGCAGCAGUCUCAGCAAUCCUGCCAGUGUGAAUUUUGCGAAUACCUGCAGGCUAAUCGGAACAGCUUAAGUGGUUCUGGAAGUGGAUUUGGGGGAUCAAACUCGACGACGGUGGGAUCGAAUGUGGGGGUCGGGGGUGACCACGUGUUUCAGUGCGAGUUUUGUGGGGAGGGAUUUGCCAACCAAGGAAGCUACAAUCGGCACCGAUGCGGGAGUACCGACAUUCAGGUGUACCGAUGUCAAUCCUGUCGGCAGGAGUACGGGACAUCCCGGACGGAAUCUAGCCUUAAUGGGUUGGACGGAAGGGGAAAAUGUGAUAUCUGUAACAAAAACUAUGUGCAAUCAACGACAAAUACUCCAGCAUUAGUAAACGUUAGCGUAGCAGAAGAAGAGGGAGGAAUGGUGGUAGAUGGAACGACCGUGUACGGACAAGUCGGACCACCUGCCUUGGCCGAGGCCAAUAGUUAUAGUAAUAGUAAGAUAUCCACCGUGGACAGUCCAAUGGAACACGACCUCAGCCACAUCGAGCCGUUCAGCUCGGAUAGUGAAUGUUUAAGUGAGCUCCUUACGAGGGUUCCUCCGGUAAUGCCGGAACCCAUUCAACAAACCAAUCUCCCCGGGAAGACCUAUUUCAUCCUGGGGAACGUCGAAAUGCAGCAGAUGCCAUCCGGGGGAAUCGCUGGAUCCUACAUCCAGAAUGCCAAAAUCACCAGCGAGUCCAACGUUACCAGCUUGCAUCAGUACGACCAAUACGAAGACGAAGACUACUCGUCCAUGUCUGAAGAUGAAGCUAUUGUUCCAAUAGAACCCUAUGCAAAAUCACCGAACCAGGAGCAAGCCAAAACCGAAUUGCCAAUUCAAGAAACCGUCAUCGACACCAGCAGCAACGUAGCAUCUUCACCCUCCCUAAGCACUCCAUCGAUCAGUAGCAGUACCAGCACAGGAUCACAACACCGCACAGAAGAGGAAGGCAAGUGUGAUUCGUCGUCGACCCACCCGAACAAAGCGGAUCGACCCUUCAAGUGUCACAUCUGUGAUCGAGCCUAUCGAAAUCAUAAAAACCUGAAGGCUCACAUCAAGGGUGCUCACGAGGGUAUUCGGGCGAAUCAGUGCGAGAUUUGUGGGAAGAACUUCUCCGGCAGCAGCUAUCUGGUGAUUCAUCGGCGAAGGCACACCGGAGAAAGGCCGUUCAAGUGCACUACUUGUGGGAAAGCGUUCGUCGAUAGCCGGGCGCUAUCGGUGCAUGCCCGGCUGCACACGCCGGGUAACCGACUCAAAUGUAUGAAAUGCGAGAAAACCUUCUCUAGCGCAUCAGCCCUCACCGUUCACAAUCGGCUACAUACCGGAGUCCACCCCUAUAAGUGUGAAGUUUGUGACAAAACAUUCCCGCAGUACAACAACCUGAAGCACCACAUGAAGAAACACGAAAUGCCAACCGAUCCGCAGCAAUCAUCGACAACUUCCCCAUUGCUCCUAAUGAUGGACCCUUCGUCGGAUGGUUCCAGUCCGAGCAGUAUCAGCACCUCCUGUAGCAGCAGUAGUAGUAGCAGUAGUAGUAGCGGAAUCGGAAGUUCCGGUUCCACGGCGUUGGAGUACAAGUGUAACGUGUGCAGCAAACCGUUCCCAACUUCUGAAGAACUGCAGUCCCAUCUGAACCAACACUGCAAGGAUCGACCGAAUCAGUGCGAGUUCUGCUCCAAGGUUUUCCCGCGAUCGUCACAUUUGAUCAUCCACCGACGAAGGCAUACGGGAGAACGUCCUUUCAAGUGUAAAUAUUGUGAGAAAGCGUUUGUAGAUUCUAGAGCCUUGUCGGUGCACACACGACUUCAUACCGGUGAAAGGGUAACCUGUGACAUCUGUCUGAAGACGUUCGCUAGCAGUUCGGGGUUGAUCGUUCACCGGAGAAUCCACCUGGGGAUACAUCCCUACAAAUGUGACUACUGUCCGAAGUCUUUCGCACAAUCGACGGCACUGAAGUAUCAUCUGAAGAAGCACGAUACAGCUAACCUUCCUACCACGACAUCCAUAUCGGACGACAAUUCCAAUCAACAACAGGAGACAGGCCACCUAUCGGAGACGUUUUCGUCUGGUCAAUCGAGUCCAUCAACUGGUAGUCCGGAACCAUCUUCUCAAUCUGCCGGUGCAGUUCAAGUCCAGUGUCCAGAGUGUAACAAAUCUUUCCGAUCAGUCGAAUACCUCGCCCGACACCGGAGAACCCACUCUGGUGAGAGGCCCUUCCAGUGUGAGAUCUGCGGCAAAAAUUUCAGCACCAUGAGCUACCUGGUCAUCCACAGGAGACGGCACACUUCCGAGCGACCCUACAAAUGUCCCCACGAGGAAUGUCCCAAGGCCUUUGUAGACAGCCGAGCGCUGCAGGAGCACAGCCGUUCAGUACACUCCAAAAUUCGGGUACCCUGCGAAACCUGCUCCAAAACGUACUCCAGCGUUAGCAACCUGAUUGUCCAUCGGAGAAUCCACAGCGGAGUUCAUCCGUUCGAAUGCGAUACCUGCGGAAGAUCCUUUGCUCAGAAAAAUGCCCUCAAGUAUCACGUGAAGCAACACUCCAACAACAAGCAGAACGAUCUCGCCAUUCCCAAUCCAAUAAUUGUACAGUGAGCGUCCAUAUUGUAACCACGCAAAGUUCGAAGUUUUACAUGAUUACAUUCCUAUGCACAGAGACAAGGAGAAACGAAAACUCCAAAAACCUACCAGAGCAGUAUUGAUUUAAUUAGUAAUGUAACCAAGAUUCCUAUAAAAAAAAACACAAAAUAUCCAUCGGUGUAGAGACCAGAAAACUGAAAACGACUUAGGCUUAUCGAUUAAGUAAUACCAAAAGAAAAUUGUAUGAAUGUGAGCGACAGUGAUAGGUUCUGUAACUAAAACAAAUUUUAGACAUCAAAUCGAAUGUUUUGAAGUGACCAGCAAGUGAGAGGAAUCUUAUUUAAAGAGAUUUAUAUGAAUUAAUUUAACAAAAACCAAAACCAAACGACAACCAACCAGAAAGCCACUUACUAAAGAAUCGUUCCUUAUUUGAAGACUUUUAAAUUAAUUUUAGAGAAUUAAGUGAUGUAAAAACAAACUAAGGUGAACGAAACCAAAGUUCGAGUGUAGUAAAA
Messenger RNA from Uranotaenia lowii, 5504 nucleotides. RefSeq names its product zinc finger protein 135-like. The record is from RefSeq and is a predicted model, not a curated record. Lineage: Eukaryota; Metazoa; Arthropoda; Insecta; Diptera; Culicidae. Gene Ontology annotation, molecular function: DNA-binding transcription factor activity; RNA polymerase II cis-regulatory region sequence-specific DNA binding. The transcript is spliced from 10 exons. Gene Ontology annotation, biological process: regulation of transcription by RNA polymerase II. The coding region runs from base 1798 to 5004 and encodes 1068 amino acids.